AUGAGUCAACAAGAACAAUUUCAAUCUGAUAACAGAUCAACCUCAGAAGUAGAAAAAGAAAGUCUUGAUCUUAUUGAAAAAAUCUUAAAAUCUAAUGGUUACAUUGUAAAUGAUAAGGGGUUGAAUAUAGAAUUUGCAGCAUUAAAAGAAAUUAGAAAUUGGGUAGAACAAGAUGAUAAAACUACUCAAUUGAAUUGGGAUAAAGUUGAAAAUUGCUUUGCUAUUAUGUUAAAUGAAUAUUUGGAUAAGACUAAUGAUUUGAAGAGCAAAAUUGGAGACUGCUCAGAUCGUAGAAAAUCAUUGAUUGAGAAAAAUAUUAAUUUAGAAGUAGAAGCUGUUAGACCUAUUUUAUUAAAUACUUAUUUACCUAUAAAAUCAAAUCCUUAUUUAAAAUUUUCACGUUGUUUAUUUAUUGCAUCUAUUGGAAAUCCUGAACCUAAAUAUAAAGGAACAAGACAUAAUGUUGGACAUAGAUUAAUGGAUCAAUUAAUUGAAAUUUAUUGGAAAGAUCAUUUAUAUAAACAAGGGUUUUAUUAUUAUUCAAAAAAAUAUCCAAAUUUAAUAUUAUUUAAAUCUGAUAAUUCAUUUAUGAAUUUACAAGGUAAACCAAUUCAAAAACAUUUUCAACAAUUUCAUAAAACUUCAAAUUUAAUAAUUUUACAUGAUGAAUUAGAACAACCAAUUGGAAAAUAUCAAAUUAGAAAACCAGGUACAAGUUCAAGAGGUCAUAAUGGAUUAAAAUCAAUUGAUGGAUUCUUCAGAAAUAAAUAUACUAAAAUUGGAAUAGGAAUAGAUAAACCAAAAUCAAAAAGUAUUAGUGAUUAUGUUUUAUCAAAAUUUGAUCCCAAACAAUUAGAAGUUAUUGAUUUUGAUGUUUUACCAAAUGUAGUUAAAGAUUUAGAGAAGAUGAUUGAAUUGGAUUUAGCAUCGUUUAAACAAAAUGAAAACGAAGAAAAACCGAAAUCUAAUCAGGAACUGAAUUGA
Lodderomyces pseudojiufengensis is the source of this 984-nucleotide messenger RNA. RefSeq names its product aminoacyl-tRNA hydrolase. Lineage: Eukaryota; Fungi; Ascomycota; Pichiomycetes; Serinales; Debaryomycetaceae. The transcript is spliced from 3 exons. The record is from RefSeq and is a predicted model, not a curated record. Bases 1 to 984 code for a protein of 327 amino acids. Gene Ontology annotation, molecular function: peptidyl-tRNA hydrolase activity.